UUCUCAGCAUCAAGAUUCAGGAACAAAGGUUUAUUGUCAUAGAUAAAAUCUAUCUUGUCUUUGAUGUCAGGAUUUGAUACAGUGCAACGUUUCGUAUAUCUCGUUUCAAGCACCAUCAGCAGACUUUUAAUCUUUAUUCAUCAAAGUCAUUAGAUUAAUUAGAUAAUUUUUUUUUUUUUAAAGUUGGCACUGGCGUUAUGAAAUGGCUGAGCUGCAUUUUCCAAAUUAACAAAGAAAAUUUGUGUCACUUGAAACUGUGCCAAUGUGUGGUGUGUCCUAAUUAAUGGUUAUUCUAGCCUUAGCUUAGAGUUACACCGAAGCUGCCUCCCAAACCUAUAACCUUUGUGGCGGAAUGUCAGCUUCACAAGUCACUGUUUCCCUUUACACCGUGGAUUAAAAAUAAGGAGGCUUUAUUUUUUUGGAUCACUGAAUUCACAGGUAUCUGCUGACAUUAAUUUAAUGACUUGCAAAUGGAAACUCUAUUUAAAGAGACUUUGACCUGACGACCUCUAUCAAGGAACAUGCCUUUUCAAUACUGCAUUUAAGACUGCAAAUGAAUGAUGGCUGGGAAAGUGGAAAAGGUAUCCAAAUACGAAACUUUAAAGCUUUUGGAAAAGUGCAGGAAGGAAAGAGACGACGCUUUGCACCGUGAGAAUGUGAUGAGGGAGAAAAUGAGACAAUAUGAGUCUCGAAUGAGAUCAACCGAAGCGCUCAAACAGAAACUGAAGCAAUUGACUUUGGACAACAAGGAGCUGAGGAAACAAGUGAAGAUCCUGAGGGCUGAAAUUGGUUUGGAGUCCAGUCCUAAGUUUCAUGGUAAAACCACAAAGGAUAUAAUCAACGACCUGCAUGAGAAGGAGCGCGAGUGCAAUUCACUUGUUGAAAAAGCGGGCAAAUUAAGUUUGACAAUUGAUGAAUUAACAUCUGAACUGGCCAACACCGUCACCUCAAAGACUCUACUGGAGGACCAAGUCCAGUCCCUGCAACAGAACCUGAAGGAUAUGACCAACAAUCAGCGACGUCUUCUGAAGCUCUGGGAGGAUAAGAAGGCUCAGCGGGAGCAGCUUUCACUGCCCGCCAUACCGCAGAGACCCGGGCAGAAGCCGGUGGUGCAUAAAGGCGUCCAGACGGAGAUGUCCAUCAGCUCAACCCAGAUAUUACCCACUAAUGCGUUUGAGACUAAGACCCGCCGAGAGAUCGAUAAAAGCAGAACUAAUCUGGAGAGACGCAGCAUCACUUUAGCAAAUGGCACUCAUCGAGAGAAAAACGCGUUAAUUCAGAAUGAACCGAAGGGAAUACACAACUGACAAUAACUAUUUCAUGAAACUUUUUUUUGUGUCUAAAAUACAGCAUUAUAAUGCUAUAAAAUAAAUGUUAUUUUAAAACGUUUAAAUAAUUAAGAAAUAACCUGAUAGAAACAUAUUUGAAGACUGUAUGUUAUUGUAAUCACCAUAGUUAUUUCUUAUGAAUUGGCUCAUUAUUACAUUUUUUUUAGACUGCUGUUUGAUGUAAUGCCCACAAAACAUUGUGUAUUACUGUUUAACAUUAAAUAUAAAAUGUAUUUAUUUUCCUUUCCUCUCUCUUUAAUUAGGGUAAUGCAACUGAUAUGCCUACAAUUCAUUAAUCUAUAUCAUGUCAUUCAUUUAUGAUAAAAAAAUAAGACUAUUAUUUUAUAUUUAUAUUUCAAGUAAAAGAAUGGCUAUAAAUAACUACAUUAGCAGACUGUUUAAAGUGAUAAUCUACCCAAAAAUGUAAAUUCUGUCAUCGUUUACUCUUCCUCAUGUUGUUCCAAAACCUGUAUAACUUCUUUAUUUCUCUGCAGAACACAAAAGAAGAUAGUUUGAACUUGAAUAAUGUUGAUAACCAAACAGUUGACUUCCAUUAUAUGGACGAUGGACGCAUUUCUC
Messenger RNA from Megalobrama amblycephala (Wuchang bream), 1907 nucleotides. RefSeq lists its product as uncharacterized. The record is from RefSeq and is a predicted model, not a curated record. NCBI's taxonomy places the organism in Eukaryota, Metazoa, Chordata, Actinopteri, Cypriniformes, Xenocyprididae. The coding region runs from base 558 to 1307 and encodes 249 amino acids. The transcript has a single exon.